Messenger RNA from Colletotrichum siamense, 1023 nucleotides. RefSeq lists its product as uncharacterized. The transcript is spliced from 4 exons. The record is from RefSeq and is a predicted model, not a curated record. Lineage: Eukaryota; Fungi; Ascomycota; Sordariomycetes; Glomerellales; Glomerellaceae. Bases 1 to 1023 code for a protein of 340 amino acids.
AUGAAUCAGCUUCAGCAUCGUAGUACAUCUGAGCCAACCGACCGCUCUCUACUGGAUCCGCGAGCGCAUUUUCUUACUGGUUCAGGAGGCACCACGGUCGCGCCUUUCUUAAGUCCUAGCAGUUCUUCUAAUCUGCUGUCUACGGGUCUCGUAUGGGGUGGGGACAGCAACCCCUACUCUCACUGGUAUACCAACAGCGUCCACCAACAAUCGUUCGAUCCAGCGAAGCACGCGUACGAUGAAGCGGUCAGAAUCCUACGAAAAGAGCUCACAACAACCGAGCGUGAAUUAAUACGGCUGGGAGAACACAACUCAAUCCAAGAUGUCAAAUUGGCUCUUGACAAAGCUUUGGAAGAAUACCAAAAGAAAGCGAAGGGUUCCAAGGUUCGAGACUGGCUGGCAAAAUGCUCGUCUCGAGUAUUGUACUAUGGGGCGGUAUUUGACACAUUCUCGCAACAUCAUCCUGAAUACGUAUCUCUGGCAUGGGGUGCUUUCAAGUUUCUAUUUAUUGCAGUUCUCAACUACGAGGAGCUUCUUGUGGAAGUUUCAAAAGCCGUCUCUCGAAUCGCCGACGUACUACCCCGAACCGAGCUCCACUCGUUACUCUACUCUACUCCAAGAAUGCAAGAGAACGUGGCUCAGCUCUAUGCAAAAAUCCUAGAGUUCUCGAUCAAGGCUAUCCAGUUCUAUAAGAAAGGAAAAUUGUCACAUUCUAUAGCCUCCAUUGUCAAGCCCUUUAGCUUGAACUUCAAGCCAAUCAUUGAAGAAAUCAGGGAGAGGUCAAUACGUGUAGACGAGCUUGCUGGUGCUCUUUCCAAGGCCGAGAUCAGAGACCUUCACGUGAAGGUCCAUGGUCUCAGCCAGUCGGUAGCACAACUGACUGAAAUGAUGGUUUGUGAGUUGCAGCACAAAAAGCCCGAAGUUAUUGUCUUUCCACAACUGCUGAUUCUGGCGCAGUGCAAAACCAGUCAAUCCUAUCUUUUCAAACGCAACACAAGCAAAUGUUUCAAAACACGCAGAUAG